Messenger RNA from Thamnophis elegans (Western terrestrial garter snake), 3633 nucleotides. It is a transcript of the gene TGS1, whose product is annotated as trimethylguanosine synthase 1. Gene Ontology annotation, molecular function: RNA cap trimethylguanosine synthase activity. Gene Ontology annotation, cellular component: nucleus. NCBI's taxonomy places the organism in Eukaryota, Metazoa, Chordata, Lepidosauria, Squamata, Natricidae. The record is from RefSeq and is a predicted model, not a curated record. The transcript has 13 exons. Gene Ontology annotation, biological process: 7-methylguanosine cap hypermethylation; 7-methylguanosine RNA capping. Bases 98 to 2668 code for a protein of 856 amino acids.
UCCGCUUCCGUUGUAAGCUUGAUCUCGUGCUUGCUCCCUCGGGAGGAUCGAGAUUGCAAGAGAACAGCAGGCAGGGCAGCGGCGGCCGCAGAUCACGAUGCUGCACGAGGGCGAGAGAAGUCUGCUAGUGGCAGAGCUGCUAAUGGUGCUCAGCAAAGGAGAUGGCAGCAGCGGUGUGGGAGAUGUCUUCUGUUUGUGCACCCGGGCGUUCGUCGAAGAUCGAAAUUUAUACAAACUAGGCUUAAAAGGCUUUUAUGUUAAAGAUGCUGAUGACAGCAUAGGAGAAGAGGAAAUUACUGAAGAUAACAAAAAAGAGGAGAAACCUAUCUUUGAGACUACUGAAAAAUUUAACAGUCUUGCUCUGGAAGUAGAUGAUGUCGAACCAGAUUCAGAAACUGAACUUAUGAAGAGUAUGGGGUUACCCGUACAGUUUGGCAGUUUGGCAGCCGAUAAAACAAAAGCGGCCUCUGAGAAGAUUGGCAAGAUAGUUAACAAAAUGACAAAGAAGAAGAAAAAGAAGAAAAAAAUGCUACAAGAAGAUAUCCAUGAAACCAUGUGGCAGUCCAUGGAAGAAGGUGAUGAUGACCAUUCUCUUUCUGAUGAUGAAAUCUUAGUGGAAAAGGAAGACAACUAUGCUGAAUUCUGUCAAAAUGGAAGCAUGCCACUGAAUGAACUGCAUAUAAAUGAGGAAUGGGAGCAAUACUGGCAUCAGUUUGGAGAAGAACUUCUAUGGAAAAGCUGGGAAAAGAAACAGGAGGGGGCUAAUCCUGAACCUUGGAACAAUCCUGAAAUGAAGGAUAAGUGGGAGCAACACUAUAAUGAGCUCUACUGGUAUUACUGGGAACAGUUUCGCUACUGGGCAAGUCAAGGUUGGACUGUUGAUGCUACACAUGGUAGUGAUCUAAAAGUGAAUACUGGAAAACUGAAUAGUAAGCAGUCAGAAAAAUCAUUAAACCCAGACAGCCAUGGAGAAGUGCAGAACUCAGCCUUUUAUACUCAUACUCCUUCCAUAGACAUUUGCAAAGAAAAUCCUCUUGUAUAUAAUGAUCCAAGUAAUGAUUAUAUUUUUUCUAAAAUCAGUGAAAUAAGUCUAAAUUCAGAAGAAGCAGAACACAGUAAAUUGCAAAGUGCAGCUGAUACUAAAGAACAUAAAGAACCAACUCUAGCAAGCAUUUCAAGGCAUAGUCCUUACAAUUGUGGCCAGACUGAGAAAUCAGAUAAGGAAACAAGAGAAGGAAGUGUGUCUUCUAAAAAUGGAUGCUCAGAUCAGCCAGGUUUACAGCAAGAACUUUUGGAUACCACAGCAAAGGGAACACCUGACAGUAAUGAUGGUGAUGAGGAGCCACCUGAGCAUAAACCUGUGAAACUAAAGAGAAGCCAUGAACUAGAUGUAGAAGAAAAUCCUCAGGAUGAUUCAGAUGGAAUUUUCUGCAAAUUGGGGCUCCAGCAUGGCACAGGACAAAAAUACAAAGGCAUUCCUAGCUUCAGUGAAAGAAAAGUGAUUCGUGUUAAUAAAAAUAUUAAAUUUAAAUCAGUGUUAUUGGACAUGCGCAGAACAAUCAAGACUAAAAACAAGCAUACAUAUUUUACAGAUGAACCUGAAACAUUUAUGUUGAAGAAAAGUAAGACCUUAAAUAAGGUACAGAAAUUCUUGCAAAAAGCGAAUGAAGAUGUGAAAAUUGGACCUGAAGGCAGAGUCUAUCUGAAGGUAGAAUCUUCUACCACCAGUGAUUCAGAUGAACAGGAAAAUGCUUCUCACUCACAGAAGAAUUUGAGUCUCCAAAAUUGUGACUUGCUAUAUCCUAGUUCAGAUACACACGAACUUGACAGUUUUGAAGUAAAAGACAAGGAAAAGCUGAUAGGCGAAGGAGAAGAAGCUCCAUUAGGAAGAGAACUCGUUCCCCUGGAUAUUCCAGACUACCUACAAAUGGACACAGAAGGUGAAGUAAAUACUUUGAAAAAGAAGACAAAUAAAAAGAUGCAUAAGUGGAAAAACAGAAACCUUAAGUGUCUUCCUCACGAAAUAGCCGAUGAUCCUGAGCUGGCUAAAUACUGGGCACAACGAUAUCGAUUGUUUUCUCGUUUUGAUGAAGGCAUUCAGUUAGAUAGAGAGGGAUGGUUUUCCGUAACACCUGAGAAAAUUGCUCAACACAUCGCAGACCGUGUAAGGCUAUCCUUUGACUCUGACAUAAUAGUAGACGCCUUUUGUGGUGUUGGAGGAAAUGCUAUUCAGUUUGCCUUGGCAGCAAAAAGAGUAAUUGCAGUUGACAUUGACCCUGUGAAGAUCCAACUCGCUCACAAUAAUGCCAUGGUUUACGGAGUGGCAGACCAAAUAGAAUUCAUAUGUGGUGAUUUCAUGAAGCUGGCAUCCAGUCUGAAAGCAGAUGUUGUGUUUUUGAGUCCUCCCUGGGGUGGGCCUGAAUAUGCUGUUGCAGAAAUCUUCGAUAUUCAAACAAUGAUUUCUCCUGAUGGAUUUGAAAUUUUUAACCUGUCACAGAAGAUUACCAACAACAUUGUUUAUUUUCUUCCACGUAACGCGGACGUAGAUCAGGUGGCUUCCUUAGCUGGACCAGGAGGAAAAGUUGAAAUAGAACAAAAUUUUCUGAAUAACAGAUUGAAGACCAUAACUGCUUAUUUUGGAGAUUUAAUUAGACAAAAUGUAUCCUGACUUAUUUAUUAGUAAGCUGUUUAUUGGGGAUAAAAGAGAUAAUCAAAUUUUAAUUAUAAUUCCUUUUAUUUACUUUUGUUAAUUUCUUAUUGCAAAAUGUUCCAUGUUCUAUUAAACUUGAGAAAACAAUGGUUUAAAAUGUUUGUCACAAACACCAAUAAAAUAUUUUAUAAAAAGACUUAAAAUAUGUUGAUAGUAAAAAGAUGAGAAUUGACUGAAGCAAAAUUCCAUAUUUAGAAUCUUACAUUACUUAAGUUAAUCUGUUUGUUUCUAUCCUAAAAAACAUUUUAAAUUUGGCUAUGAAAUGGUUACAAAGAGAGAAACCUGCUUUUUCAGCAGAAUGGAAGGAAGUUAUUUAAGGAACAUUUCGUACUCCUUUGAAAUACUGCAUCAAUUGCUUUUCAUCAUCAUUGGCUGAGAUUACGGAGCAAUUUUUAUCUAUGUUUUAUCUGUGAAUAAAAGUUGAUUGAGAUAAAAUAAUUUUACUAUAUACAUUUCACCAACUCCAAAAAGAUUAAUUAAAAAUUCAUUUACAAAUACAUUGCUAAUUCAGUUAGCAACUGUAAUUGGGAAGAGAAACUCCUUUGCUAAGUGAUAUGAUUGUAAAGCAAAAAUAUGCACAACUGCACAAACUUAAUAACAGAGUUCUGGUUGUGAUCAUUAAGUAAAUUAUACAACAUUGUAUGACUGACUCACAAUUUCCUAUUGUCUUCCUUUUUGACUUUUAUCAGAUGCCGGCACUGAUGGUCACAAAUGACAAUCACAAGUUCAUGGAUGCUGUGACUAUCAUAAUUAUGUGCUGGUUCUGAAGCAGUCAAGUUACUAUCUAUCACAUGUACACUGCAACAGCUGCAACUUUGAGGACCAAUCUCCUCAUUCAGCCCUAUCAUAACUGCAAAUGAUUGCUAAAUAAGUGGUCAUUGUACAAAGACUGCAGAGGUGGUAUUCAGCAGGUUCUGACCAGU